Molecule: messenger RNA, 2433 nt
Organism: Aureobasidium vineae
Lineage: Eukaryota; Fungi; Ascomycota; Dothideomycetes; Dothideales; Saccotheciaceae
Source: the annotation of a GenBank genome assembly
AUGGACACUGAGGAUGGCCACCAAUUCAUNAAAGGUAAGUGUUUGCACGCAAUUGCGAAAUCGCUGGUCGCCGACUCACUUAUACCUCCUCAGCAUCUCGCCUACUUUGUGCGGACGCACGAAAAGGCCCUGGCCAACGCGCUGCAGUUGCAGAGGCGCGGAUCCCAAAAUGUCACCUCUCCUCUCUCGGCCACGGCCAUNGAGCCCCCUGCCGCUCCCUCUGCCUCGUUGUCUACCUCUUCGGCGAACACCUUCGCUGCCGCUCUAUCGCUUCCUUAUCUCAGCUUCACCUCUCAGACCGUCAAACCCGUCAAGUUGACCCUGACUACGCACCACCUCUUCUACCUAUUAACUCGUUUCGAAGAGCUGGGUAUUAAUGUCGGGCCCAUGACCAUCCGUCUUGAGAAUAUCCAUAACGACGUCGCCCCUGGAAACUAUGUCUCGUUCCUCUCGGCUCCAAAGUCACGCGGUCGCGCCUCGGACGCCGAUUCGGUUCGAUCUUCGUCAAGCGUACGGAGUGUUAUGUCCACUAUGUCGAGUAUGUGGUCGCACUUCAACCUCAGCGGACAGUCGAACAAGGAAGAAAAACAGAAGGCAGCCGAGCUGGAAGACCUGAAAUACCUGUAUUCAGCAUUCACCAAGAUACCAUGCCUGCGCCUCUCUCCGGACAUCCGCUCCAAAUUGAUCGCCGGAUAUGAAGAGUUUCCCUUUGACACCGCAGUUCCGCUGUUUGCGUUCAAGAACGUGAGCGCUUUGGAAAUCUGUGACCUGGACUUUCGCCAACUCUUUGGCUGGGAUCGGAUGGCCGAGCAGCUACGUAGUCUCACUGUUAAGCGCGCCAGCAUCGACGAUCUGGCUGAUCUGACUAUCAACAUUGUCCUGGAUGAUAUGGACAAGCGCCGUCGCAGGUCGUCCAAAGCACCUAUACCUUCAUCUCCGGCUGUAGUAUGGCCAUCCGCGAACAACAGUGUCCGGAAUGCCGCUGAGUUGGCAUCUGCCUCGGUGCCCAAUUCGCCAAUGGCAGAGGGCAGACGACCGUCCAUUGGCAGCCCCCAACCCUCGGCUGUGAAUAUGACGCGAACUGCAUCUUCCGAUGGUAAGAGGACCCCUCGUCUGAGGCAGAGAAGUAUUUCACCAUCAAGACCUGCCAGCUCGCGACACAAUUCAUCAUAUGGUCACGGACACCAUCCACGAAGCGGUACACCUAAGUUCAGACGUGAAUCUGGUAGCUCAGGCUCAAGUGUCCAUUCAAGCACACCACGGAAUAGUACUUCUAACCUCCUGGCAUUGGGCAUUGUUCCUGCGUCUAAGUGGCGCUUCCUGCGUCACCUCAGUCUUGCUGACAACGGCUUGACAUUCAUCACAACCCAUAGUCUUGCCCCAUUAGCCCAGACGUUGCAUUCGCUCGACCUCUCAUCAAACCUCCUUACCGAGAUUCCCGAAAGUCUUGCCUCAUUGACCAACUUGAGAGCGCUCAAUCUCUCCAACUGCAUGAUCGACAGCUUGCACUCUCUUCUCCGUAAUCCGCUUCCCGCCAUCACCACGCUUAAUCUUAGAUCCAAUCGGCUUACCUCGCUUGCUGGUAUCGAACGCCUAUUCUCCCUCGAACGUGUCGACUUGCGCGACAACAAAUUGACGGAUCCUACUGAGCUUGCACGACUUACAAGAAUGCCUGAAAUGCAAGACAUCUACGUUGCAAAGAAUCCAUUUGUCCGCACACACUCUAGUUACAGAGUCACAAUUCUCAACCUCUUCCGAGCAACACCAGGCUAUACCGAAGAUGUCAAGAUCGAUUCUACCGGCCCAUCGUACAGCGAGCGGAGGCAGUUGGUAGACCGCGCGCCAGAACCACCACAGGCUCCCGUNAGCACCCCUGUACUUGAGGAUGAGCGGUCAGAUGAUGCAUUGAACAUGCCGGAUCUCGGUGAACAAUCACGAUAUGCAGCGGCAGAAUACGCUCGAGGAUCAACAAGGUCAGUCGGCAACUACUCGACUGCGUCACAAAGAAGAAAGAAGGGAACACGGAGGAUUGUCGAGCUAUCACACGAGAUGGGUUCUGAGCAGUCUACUCAAGCCGACGCACCGCCUUCACCACGGGCAGUUCUCAAAGCACCAACUUCGCCCGAGGAGCAACGGUUUGUGCGGGCGACAUCAUCACCACCUCGACUGCCGCCAUUGGAUACGGGAGCACCGAGCAUGUUGAUGGAAGGAUUUACAACAUCGACCGAGGAGGACGAAGAUAUUGGCGUCAACAGUGAUGCUUAUCGACAGAAGAUCGAGACUUUGAAGAGUGACCUCGGCAAUGGCUGGCUGACGGCAUUGAGCGAGGACAUGAAGAAAGGUACGGACAGAGAGUACAACGCUAGACCGUCAAUGGGAGGGCAACGGACGGACAGUCGAGAAGUGACGGUUGGAGGCAGGAGGUUGGGUUGA